Messenger RNA from Pestalotiopsis fici W106-1, 315 nucleotides. RefSeq lists its product as uncharacterized. The transcript is spliced from 2 exons. The coding region runs from base 1 to 315 and encodes 104 amino acids. Lineage: Eukaryota; Fungi; Ascomycota; Sordariomycetes; Amphisphaeriales; Sporocadaceae. The record is from RefSeq and is a predicted model, not a curated record.
AUGGCUAGUUCGGCAGGAAAUCGGGCACCAGGCCUUCACACCCCGACGCAGUCCUUCAGUGGUUCCCCGGCAGACACCAUGACUCCGGGCCUCCAUUCUUAUAAUCCUAUCGCAAUCAAUGACAAAAAGAAGCUCAAGGAGGAGGCCGAUAUUGCCAAGCAACGUCUCUCUGAUCUCAAGUUUAAUAUUCGGGAUUACCCAGACCCUUUGCUUCCACGAGAAGUUCCCAGAGAGCGUUACAUGCCUCAAGGUCUCACAGAAGGGGAUGAGAAGCAUCUCUUGGAAGUCAUUGCCAAGUACAAGGCCGGACAGUAG